Raphanus sativus (radish) is the source of this 552-nucleotide messenger RNA. Its product is annotated as prolyl 4-hydroxylase 5-like. Gene Ontology annotation, cellular component: endoplasmic reticulum. The record is from RefSeq and is a predicted model, not a curated record. The coding region runs from base 1 to 552 and encodes 183 amino acids. Gene Ontology annotation, biological process: peptidyl-proline hydroxylation to 4-hydroxy-L-proline. Gene Ontology annotation, molecular function: iron ion binding; procollagen-proline 4-dioxygenase activity; L-ascorbic acid binding. Lineage: Eukaryota; Viridiplantae; Streptophyta; Magnoliopsida; Brassicales; Brassicaceae. The transcript has 3 exons.
AUGACCUCUCUGCAUUACGCCGCAUCGAUCCCGAGCCUCCGCCUCUUAAGCAAGUGCAAGAGCAUCGAUUCACUGCGGAAUGCUCACACGAUCUUAACUAGGAAUGGACUCAUGUCUGACAUCUCUUGUGCAACAAAGCUCGUAAGUUUAUAUGGAGCCUUUGGGUAUACUAAAGACGCACGCUCGGUGUUCGAUCAAAUUCCUGAACUAAAGUUUCAAGUUCUUCACUACCAAGUUGGGCAGAAGUAUGAGCCUCACUACGAUUAUUUCUUAGAUGAGUUCAACACCAAGAACGGUGGACAACGUAUAGCUACUGUACUUAUGUACUUCUCGGAUGUUGAUGACGGUGGCGAGACAGUGUUCCCUGCUGCGAAAGGAAACAUUAGUGCAGUCCAAUGGUGGAAUGAGCUAUCGAAAUGUGGGAAAGAAGGACUCUAUGUUCUACCAAAGAAGAGAGAUGCUUCUCUAGACCCUUCCAAUGGAUGUCCAGUGGUGAAAGGAAACAAUUGGUCAUCCACUAAAUGGUUCCACGUCCACGAGUUCAAAGUCUAA